UAGCUAACUGUUAUACGUAUAUAUGCGUCACCCCUCUAUUUAUUUCUCUUCUUCCCUCUUUCUUCUUUUCAUCAAUCAAUAAUUCGAUUCUCCGUCAAUUUACAACCUGCAUACACCAACACACGCAUAUUUCGACGGUAUGGCAUUGGAUAUGGCUGAGCCUCAUGCAUUGGAGAUGUCGUCGGAUCAAGCAAACGAUCUCUCAAGAUGUCUACCGAUAAGAUUACCUUCUUGAUGAACUGGCACGCGACGCCAUACCAUGCUCCGGUCUACUUGGCCCAGAAGAAAGGAUACUUCGCCGACGAGGGUAUCAAGGUUGCUCUGUUGGAGCCGAAUGACCCAUCCGAUGUCACCGAGAUAAUCGGAAGCGGAAAAGUUGAUAUGGGAUUCAAGGCCAUGAUUCACACUCUUGCCGCCAAAGCCCGUGACUUCCCCGUCACGUCCAUCGGCUCCCUCCUCGACGAGCCCUUCACCGGCGUCGUCUACCUCAAGGACAGCGGCAUCACCACCGACUUCACCUCCCUCAAGGGCAAGCGCAUCGGUUACGUCGGCGAGUUCGGCAAGAUCCAAAUCGACGAGCUCACCCGCCACUACGGCAUGACGCCCGACGAGUACACCGCCGUCCGCUGCGGCAUGAACGUGUCCAAGGCCAUUAUCGAGGGCACCAUCGACGCCGGUAUCGGACUUGAGAACGUCCAGAUGGUCGAGCUUGAGGAGUGGCUCGCGUCCCAGGGCCGUGCCCGUGACGACGUCCAGAUGCUUCGCAUUGACGAGCUCGCCGAGCUGGGAUGCUGCUGCUUCUGCUCCAUCUUGUACAUCGCCAACGAUGCCUUCAUUGCCGCGAACAAGGACAAGGUCGCUGCGUUCAUGCGGGCCGUCAAGCGUGCUACCGACGAUGUCAUUUCCAGCCCCGCUGAGGCGUACAAGGAGUACAUUGACGUCAAGCCGCAGAUGGCUGACCCUGUCAACCGCAAGAUCUACGAGCGCUCGUACGCGUACUUCUCACAGGACCUCAAGAAUGUGGAGCGUGACUGGAAGAAGGUGACUGCGUACGGGAAGAGACUGGGUGUUUUGCAGGAGAACUUUGUGCCGAACUACACCAACGAGUUCCUGACCUGGAACUUGGAGGGCGACUCGGCUGACCCAACUGGCGACCAGAAGCGCAUGGUCGACUUGCAGAAGGAGGUCGCUUGCUGUGGUGGUUUCCGCAGACUGAAUGUUCAGGUUAAGGCUUGAUUGCAUUUUGGGAUCCUACUUUCGUCUUGGCUGUAAAGCCGGAUGAGCCAUUCAUUUCGAAAAUGAGUUUAUAAACCCUAUAUAACGCCCUAGUAGCAGUAGAUCUUAUGAAUACUCGUCUACUGGUACAAUAUAUGGUGCAGCUCACACUUGACACUAACCCUACGGCCAAAAGACUGCAAAUUUAGAGCCGCUGUAUAUCAUAAUUCAAACCACCCUCUCCAACGUAAUUAGCUACGCCAUUAUAUUAAGGUUUCCAUGAGCUUAAUGCCUUCUCCUGAAUCUCCCAAAUUGGCCUAGCCAACUCCACGAACUUGCUACCGAAUUGGUCCAGCACAAGCCGGACAUGGUCCUCCUUAGCUGUACUAUCUCGACUUCCCGUUCCAUUUUCGCCACCAAAUGUUGCAUUCCACCAGGCCUGUUUCCACUCCUCAACCGCUAGCUUUGCAGCAUCUGAAUGGGGUUGGACACCACUUGCGACAAGGUAAAACGAUGAUCUCUUCGCAUGCUUCUUCGCGGGUUUAAAUACCUGGACUGAAGAGAAGCUGCUGAAGCGAUAUAUAAUCUCUAAGGUGUCCCAUCCCUCAAUCUUAUGUAAUAAGACAACGAUUGUUCCACCCGAUCGAAUGCGCUGGAGUGCCAAAAUCAACUGCGAAACGGUCAAGCGACGUGCUUCAUAAUGCUCUCGAUAUUCGGGGCGCUCAUGCGUCCGAAGUACCUGGCCGUCACAAAAUAUCAAUUGGAACGUCUGGCCCCAGAAUGGCCUCUCGUCGCGAAAGCUGGUGCGAUCAGGGUGCGUGAGGGGUAUCAUCUCCACGCCAUACUCCUUCCCCAACAUCGUAACGUCGAGGAAGAGCAUGGUCGAGCUAGAGCGCGUUGCCUUGGGAUUGUACUUUAAUGCACUAGCUGUAUAGCCACCCGGCGCCAUGCAGAUAUCUAAAAUAUUCAUAUUUCCUUCAGGGUUGGACUGUUGACUAAGGCAACGGGUGCAGCUUUGCAUCUCGUCUCCGAUUUCUUGCAUCAUCUUAUAUAACCUAUAAGCCUCUUUAUUCUUUGCACCAUCGGCCGCGCGGCGUUGUCGUGCAAAAUAUUCGUCUCCGCGCUCGUUCUUCCACCC
Molecule: messenger RNA, 2353 nt
Organism: Pseudogymnoascus verrucosus
Lineage: Eukaryota; Fungi; Ascomycota; Leotiomycetes; Thelebolales; Thelebolaceae
Product: glycylpeptide N-tetradecanoyltransferase
Exons: 6
Coding region: 208-1236 (342 amino acids)
Biological process (GO): thiamine biosynthetic process
Source: RefSeq, a predicted model, not a curated record